UACAAACUCAGUUCUCUUGGAGUCAAGGAGGAAGAGGCAGGUGUUUGUUCAUUUGUUUGACGUAUUGUGCUAGACUAUCAAUGGAAAGGCACAAUUCAAAACAAGGAUAAAAGGCCCUUCCUGACCUGAGUUUCUGCAGUGUCUGCGAUGGAGGCCUCUAAAUAAGUAGUCUGCAUCCACAGCAAUGGCCGGUACAGUGCACUGAGAGACCACACGGGUGUGAGCUGUGAAAAAGGGACUACUACAAUGGUAACACUAAUAACAGAGAAGCUACAGAAUCAGAGCCUGGACGAUCUAACGUGUAAAGCUUACUGCAUUAACCUGCACUGUCCUGAAAAGUUGAACCAAAGUGGCAACCUGUUCCCUUACGAAAUCCAUGACAAGAGCCCAUGGAGAGUUAUAAGCAGGGGCUGCCCCAUCAGGACUGAGAGUUCUACGACGACAAAGAAUGCAUCUUUCCAUUUUCCUGUGUGUCCUUUCAGCCACGGUGCUCCCGACAGCAUGGGAUUGCAGUGGCAGAGGGAAGCCAUCCCUGCAGCUGUCGGGACCAGCAACAGUGGAACAUGUGGUGGAGUGAGGAGCAGUAUGUCGGUCCUGCCGGGCUGGAUCAGCGAACUGAACCUUGAAAACUGCGUGCAACCGCUGGCGCCUCCCACCAAACGGCACUGCCGCUCCCUGUCGGAGCCGGAUGAGCUGGCACGUUGCCGGUCCCCAUGGAAACCCGGCAGCAGUUCCAAGGUCUGGACUCCUGUCUCAAAGCGGUGCUGCAACAGUGGGGGCAGUGCCACCCUACAGCGCUGCAACAGCCACGGUAGUGCAACUCUGCAACGCAGCACCAGCGUCAGCCUACCGCAGCCUUCCUCUUCCUCCAGCAGCUGCAGCAGCAACCACAUGCUGUCCCCGAACAGCAAUGCUUUCAGUGUCAUCAGCAGGGGUAGCUUCAACACUUCGCCCGUGCCCCGGCCUUCCUCUGCCAGCAGUGGCUUUGUGGACAGUAUUGAGGGGAGCACGAUGUCAUCUGGCAUCAGCUGGCACUCAGGAGGCCCUUAUGACAACCACCCACGGCGGCGGCUCUCCCUAUCGCAGGAGCACAUCACUGACACUGGGAACCUCCUGCCUUCGGCUAACAGCACUCCCACCUCCACCCCAGAGCUGAGCCGCCGGCAGGGCCUCUUGCGCUGCCGCUCCCAGCCCUGCGUGCUCAACGAGCGGAAAAGCGGGCUGAAGCGCAGGCGUGAGGAGGAUGUACGGUGGAGCCGACCCUCUCUGGAUUUCCUCAAAAUGACAAGGACUUUAAAAAAUUCAAAAAGCCUUUGCUCUCUUGAUUAUGAGGAGGAGGAUGAAGAUGACGAAGUCGAUGACGAUCCUCACAUGAAGACUAUUGUGUCGUCUCCCUGUGACUCUAAUGACCUCUUAAUGAACAUCAUCACUCCCGGCUCCAGUCCCAUGAAGGAGAACUCGGUCCGACACCGCCACAGAAUGGGAGGUCGCCACCUGCAGGCUUUUGGGAAUACAGCAGCUGUGAGCGAGAGUGAUGAGGACACCAGUGAUUGUGACUGUGGGGACUUGGAUCUGGAACAGAUCGAGAACAAUUGAGUUACCAGUUGUUUUUUUUGUAAGCUCCUUGACAAAGGACCACUUUUUUGCAUUGCAUAAAAAAAUCCAAACCCCUGUUCUAUCGACUUACCCGCCCAUUCCUGCUUCUGUACCUACCUAUCCACCCACCCACAAAAACAUAAAUAUAUACUUAAAUAGAUAAUCUUAUGUAUUGGCUGUUUUUGGGCCUGCUCUAGAAGAUUACAUUUGUAGGGUAGAGAAGUACGACGUUAUCACCUGAAAUUGUCAUUCAGUGAAUGCACAAUUAAGAUAGGAAAGAAUUAUUUUGGAUUUAAAAACCAAGAUGUAAAAUACAAAAUAACUAUGAAGUCUUGUUAGCUACUUUGCAUUGCACAGCUUAGUUCUGAAGAGAAAAAUACAGGCUUGUAAUAUAAAUUAGGUUUUUAAAAGGGUCUAAUAAAUUUAAACAGGUUUGUCUACAGUGGUAUCUACGUGGGUAUAUGAGCUGCUUUUGUGGAAAAAGUCAAGAGCUAUAUAAACAAUCAUCUUAAAAUGAAGUUAAAAGUUAACUAAUGGAAUUAAUGACUUGAGCAAAUGGUAAUAGAUUGUGUUAAUCGGUCAUGUCAUAGUAGAUUUGAUUGGUAGGCAGUUAAUCCAGACUGCACAAGAACUGCCUGUACAGCUAUAAGUGGUUGUAAAACAUCAUAAAUAGAAAAUAUUUUGCUUUAAACUUGAAAGGUAGGUGUGUGUGU
Molecule: messenger RNA, 2309 nt
Organism: Polyodon spathula (Mississippi paddlefish)
Lineage: Eukaryota; Metazoa; Chordata; Actinopteri; Acipenseriformes; Polyodontidae
Product: protein FAM53A-like
Exons: 5
Coding region: 247-1596 (449 amino acids)
Biological process (GO): protein import into nucleus
Cellular component (GO): nucleus
Source: RefSeq, a predicted model, not a curated record